Molecule: messenger RNA, 219 nt
Organism: Symbiodinium pilosum
Lineage: Eukaryota; Dinophyceae; Suessiales; Symbiodiniaceae
Source: the annotation of a GenBank genome assembly
AUGGGCCGGUUCUUUCAGCGGUUCUACAACGAUGACGAGCCGGUAUAUUGCUGUGCAGCUUGUGGUGCGCACUUCGCACAGUACAAGGAUUUGCUUUCGACGAACUUCAGGGGCAGGACAGGCAACGCACUGCUCUUCAACCAGGUGAUCAACGUCACAGCAGGACCUUUGGAAGAUAGCGUUAUGACAACAGGCGAUUUGCAGAGAACGUUUGAUUGA